GUGUCCCACACCAUACUACCGGAGAAAAUCGUAGGUGUAAACAAAUAAAGAACGCAAAACUCCAUACUACUGGAGAACAGUACGGUCUACCGGAAGCCAGCAUCUGGCAAGUCAUCAAUCAUCUAGGAUGGCCGGCUGAUUUUGGACUAUCAAGAACAAAUGACGCGUCUGCGGUAGAGUACGGUCUACCGGAAGCCAGCAUCUGA
This is a messenger RNA of Paraglomus brasilianum, 206 nucleotides long. NCBI's taxonomy places the organism in Eukaryota, Fungi, Glomeromycota, Glomeromycetes, Paraglomerales, Paraglomeraceae. The record is from the annotation of a GenBank genome assembly.